Molecule: messenger RNA, 1608 nt
Organism: Orbicella faveolata
Lineage: Eukaryota; Metazoa; Cnidaria; Anthozoa; Scleractinia; Merulinidae
Source: RefSeq, a predicted model, not a curated record
GUAUGCAGCCUUGAGGAGGUUGUUAAGAAAUUUGUCUUGGACGUAGAGCUUGUGUACGCAAAGUCGUGUGUGAAUGUUACGGCGGCUUCUGAAGACAUUGUUUGCGUCCAGAAGCAAGCGGGUAUCGAAGAACUUCAAAGGGCCCUUAACAGUUUGUUGGUCUUGUUAAGAAAGCAUCUCGGGACAUUAGAAAAGCUUCCCCACAACAUCUUUCAAAUCUUGUUGAACGAGGGAGGACCUGAACUUUCAUCUGAAGCUUCACACCUUUUAGAGACUAAAUAUUCUGAAAUGGUGUAUAUGGAAUACUUGCAAAAGGAGGAUCUGCAAGGGCGUGUUCAAUCAAAAUUUGAGUGUUCAAAAGCCGUAAUUUGUUUUGAUGUUUCACCACAGUUAGACUACAUGGUAUGCGAUUGCUAUGAUAACACGAUACAGCUGUGGUCGAUCCGUACUGGCAAGCAGUUAUGGAAACGAGAUGUCCAGGUAAAGAAAGAUUACUACUUCGAGUAUGAUGACGAUGACUUUUUUCCUAUCUACGAACCAUAUAAGGGAACCAAAAAUCACUGCGUCAGCGACGAGUAUGACGACGAUGAUCUGCCAUGUCCUCCCAAGUCAAUUUACCGCUCAGUAGUGUUUCAUCCUACAGAGGACCUUGUCUUACCAGGAAUCCUCAGCCAUGCCUAUACGUUUGACGGGGACCUAAAACCACUUUUCCUUUCUAGCAAGUGCUGUUUCUGGGUUUGUUCAAUUUCUGCAGAAAAGACCAAGAUGCUAACUGAUUGCCCCAAUGAUGCUAAAUCAAUUAUCAUGUGGAGUCUGAAAGAUGGCUCAGAGAUGAAUCGUUUUUCAUGGAGUGACGAUAUUGUGUCAUUUGCUUGGUCUCGCGCUGGAAGACUGCUAGCAAUUUCUGACCUGUCUGGUUCGUUAACUUUGGUUGACGUAAUGAAUGAUUAUAGAACUCUAGCACAGACAGCUAUUUCAGAAGUAUGCGGAAUGAUAAAGUUCUCCCCUGACUGUCGUUGUCUGUAUUCUUUGGUUUUCAACAGUGCUAGGUGCCAUCUCUUUCUUUUAGACGUCAACAUGGAAAAUGACGGCGACUUUUCUUUAGAUGUUUUGCCUAAUGAAGUGUCUUAUCACCCCUGGGAAUUUGAAUCGUGUAGUGAGACCGGAUUUUUAUUAGGAGAUCCUUUUUGGUUACCAUCUGAAGGAGAUGCCAUCCUCUCACGGAAACCUGGACUUGCUUUUUUGCUCAGUGAAAACUCUGUAUUGACCGGUGCUUGUGGUGAUUGCACCAUAGAGAUGCUACAGCGUGAUAAACUGACGCAAGACAGUGCCAGCGUUUCAAUAACUACUGCGCGGAAAGUCGUAUUAUCACUGAAUGGUGACACGCUGUUUGUUAUCACUACAACAGAUGGCAGUCCAGCAACACUUAUGGCUUGGGACAUUUCGAGUGGUAUGUUCAAACCUGAGAUAAAAGUUUUUGAAGACACUGGUUGCUUGAAUGAAUAUAAUCUUGUAGCUGUAAGAGAAGGUGUUCUGGUGCAAACCAGUCACAACGUCCUUGAGCUGUGGAAUUUUGAGUUGUCUGAGUGCAUCCGAAGUUGGACUGAC